CGAAAAGAAACGACAAUCAUCCAGUCAGCCAUCAGCAGUAGCCCAAGGGAAAAGCAGAGAUUGUUCAUGACAUGUCAUUUACUUCUGUCUUUCUCAACUCGUUUCUUUUUCUUGUUAGUUAGUUUUUCCCAGGUUGCUUUCAUUCGUUUGUUGACCCUCUGUCUUACCCACUACCUCCAGCCACCUUAUGUCUUUGGUGCUCCUUGCGUCUGGGUUUCUUUGCCCUCAAAUGGGGAAACGGCCUUCAACGACCGGGCAGACGGAUACAUCGAUCGCCAAUUGUCAAUGCUCCUCGGACGGCAGAAAUCCGGGCUCGGUCUGGCAUGGAUCUCUCGGACACUACGGGAUUCGCCGCCCGCACUGGCACUUUGGGGCCGCGGAAGCUGUCCCCUGUCUACCCUGCAAGCCUCAAGUACAUGUUAACUUCUUUCAUAGGGAUACGUGCCGCACUAGGGCGCCUUGGUGUAACCACUCGACCACUCGACCACUAGCAGCCUCGAUUCGCU
Messenger RNA from Ilyonectria robusta, 506 nucleotides. RefSeq lists its product as uncharacterized. The transcript has a single exon. The coding region runs from base 67 to 423 and encodes 118 amino acids. The record is from RefSeq and is a predicted model, not a curated record. NCBI's taxonomy places the organism in Eukaryota, Fungi, Ascomycota, Sordariomycetes, Hypocreales, Nectriaceae.